Merops nubicus (carmine bee-eater) is the source of this 1337-nucleotide messenger RNA. It is a transcript of the gene BAP1, whose product is annotated as BRCA1 associated protein-1 (ubiquitin carboxy-terminal hydrolase). NCBI's taxonomy places the organism in Eukaryota, Metazoa, Chordata, Aves, Coraciiformes, Meropidae. Gene Ontology annotation, molecular function: cysteine-type deubiquitinase activity. The record is from RefSeq and is a predicted model, not a curated record. The transcript is spliced from 12 exons. Gene Ontology annotation, cellular component: cytoplasm. The annotation marks the transcript as partial. Gene Ontology annotation, biological process: ubiquitin-dependent protein catabolic process; protein deubiquitination.
GUCUCUUCACACUCCUGGUUGAAGAUUUUGGGGUCAAGGGAGUGCAGGUUGAAGAGAUUUAUGAUCUGCAGAGCAAAUGCCAAGGCCCUGUGUAUGGGUUCAUCUUCCUGUUCAAGUGGAUUGAGGAGCGCAGGUCCCGGCGGAAGGUCUCUACCCUGGUGGAUGAGACAUCGGUGAUCGACGAUGACAUCGUUAAUAACAUGUUCUUUGCUCACCAGCUGAUCCCCAAUUCCUGUGCCACCCACGCCCUGCUGAGUGUCCUCCUGAACUGCAACAAUGUUGACUUGGGCCCCACGCUGAGCCGCAUGAAGGACUUCACCAAGGGAUUCAGCCCUGAGAGUAAAGGCUAUGCCAUCGGCAAUGCCCCGGAGCUGGCCAAGGCCCACAACAGCCAUGCCAGGCCAGAGCCACGGCAUUUGCCAGAAAAGCAGAACGGCAUCAGCGCUGUGCGAACCAUGGAGGCCUUCCAUUUUGUCAGCUAUGUCCCUAUCAAGGGACGGCUCUUUGAGCUGGAUGGGCUCAAGGUCUAUCCCAUUGACCACGGGCCGUGGGCUGACGACGAGGAAUGGACGGACAAAGCCAGGAGAGUGAUCAUGGAGCGCAUCGGCCUGGCCACUGCUGGGGAGCCCUACCACGACAUCCGCUUCAACCUGAUGGCGGUGGUGCCAGAUCGGAGGAUGAAGUACGAGUCCAAGCUGCACAUCCUGAAGAUGAAUCGCCAGACUGUGCUGGAGGCCCUGCAGCAGCUUAUCCGAGUAACUCAGCCUGAGCUGAUCCAGACCCAGAAGACACAGGAUUCUCAGCCUCCUGAAGAGGCAAAGCCAGCCACCAGCAAGACUGUGCCUCCAGUGAGCCCCCAUCCAGAUGGCACCGGUGAGCCCGCCAGCCAGGGCCACCCUGUGGCCACGCAGAGCCCACCCAACAAAUCCAAACCGGUGGCAAAGAUGUCAGCGAGCAGUGUCAACGGGGCACCUCCAGCAAACCCCAACCCCAUUGUGCAGCGGUUGCCAGCCUUCCUGGAUAAUCACAACUAUGCCAAGUCUCCCAUGCAGGAGGAGGAAGACCUUGCAGCAGGAGUGGGUCGCAGCCGGGUCCCAGUCCGGCAACACCAGCAGUACUCAGAUGAUGAGGAUGACUACGAGGAUGAUGAGGAGGAUGAAGUUCGUAAUGCCAACUCAGCCAUCAGGUACAAAAGGAAGGGGCAGGUAAAGCAAGAGCACGUGGCGGGGGCUGCAGAUGGCCAGCUCUCUGUCCUCCAGCCCAACACCAUCAACGUCCUGGCUGAGAAGCUGAAAGAGUCUCAGAAGGACCUUUCCAUUCCCCUGUCCAUCAAGACG